Molecule: messenger RNA, 2147 nt
Organism: Leguminivora glycinivorella
Lineage: Eukaryota; Metazoa; Arthropoda; Insecta; Lepidoptera; Tortricidae
Product: nose resistant to fluoxetine protein 6-like
Exons: 14
Coding region: 210-2087 (625 amino acids)
Molecular function (GO): acyltransferase activity, transferring groups other than amino-acyl groups
Source: RefSeq, a predicted model, not a curated record
GGGGCCAGUGCCUAACUCGUCGCUUUAAGGAGAUUGUUUAAGCGACCUUACCCUAGAAAUUACGAAACUUACGUUCGUAAGUCGCUUAACGCCGUCACUUGUUUUGCGUGCGCGUGAGUGGAUGAUGUGUGUGGAAUUUUGAGUUUUUGUGGAAUUUUUAGUUUUUUUGUGGAAUUUUGAGUUUUUUUUGUGAUUUUUUGUGUUUCGAAAUGGGGCCUGUGUUGUUGUUGUUUUUUGUGAAUCUGUUUAUGGUUGGGAGCGUGGAGUUUAGUGACACAUUGGACUCCGUCCCUCCCCUAUUUGACUUGGACGAUUGGGCGCGUUGCCGGCGCCCUGGUGACGUCUACUGUGUUCUCGAGGCUGCCCUAGUCUCUGGAGAUCCAGCGACGUUGCAGCUGCUAAAGGAUUACUCCUCACAAUCGCUACGCCACUUCAACAGGACGCUGGUUCAUCGUGGUGUGUGUGCCACGCGUUGCGAGGCCGAAGGACCGGUGGAAGCUCGAGCUCAACAUUGUGUCAAUGAGGGUCUGCGUCCCUAUAGAGUACAGGCACAGUUCAACAACACGCGGUCACUAUGCGUGUCACCAAAGGCGGCUAGUGGCAGAUCACGAACGCUGGCGGUGGUACUCCUCACUCUGGUCGUGUUAGCUGUUGUGGCUACUGCCACGCAUAUUAUAACUGAUCGAUUUGAAGUCAAAUGCCCCAGGUUCGUGCUGGCGUUCUCUUUGCGGCAAAACUGGCAGAUCUUGACGUACGACCGCACGAAGCCGCGUAGCGAUCAGCGGAUGGAAGGAGUGGCUUGUAUGGAGGGUAUUAGAGUGAUGGGUAUGCAAUGCGUCAUCUUCGCUCACGUGUUGCUGCUGACAGGGACCUCUUUUAUCGACAACCCGCAGUUUCUCGAAAAUAUUUACGAGACAUUUACGGGUCAAGCAGUAAUGAACUCUCCCGUGUGGCUGCAAGCAUUCUUUUGUCUGUCAGGCUUCUUGCUGGCCUACUCUACUCUUAUUAGCGUGGAGACCAAGCCGUUCACUCCUUUGAAGGCCGUUGUUGGCGUUGUUAAUAGAUGGAUGAGAUUAACACCAGUCGCAGGCAUCAUGCUAUGGUUCACCAUCAGCUGGCUCCCAGAGCUCGGCUCAGGUCCUCUGUGGGCGUGGUAUGUGGACAGUGAGGCUGAGGCCUGCAGUGAGCGCUGGUGGUACCACAUCCUAUAUGUCCACAAUCAUCUACCACUCAAUAAGCUGUGUAUGGGACACACUUGGUACCUAGCAGUGGACAUGCAACUCCACAUCCUGGGCAUGGUACUGCUGUUUGUGUUGGUGCGCUACCGCCGCGUGGCGCUGCCGAUCCUUGGGGCACUGCUGGCGUGCUCGGCCGCCGCGGCCGGCUUGGUAGUCUACUGGUACGAGCUGACGCCGAUCAUCACUGCACAGAGUCCUGAAGAUCUACGCACGCUCUUCUCAAAAUCCUUGAUACUGCCGAAGCUGUACCUACCUAUGUGGAUGAACAUGGCGGGCUACGCGUGCGGGAUGGCGGCCGCUUUCGUUCUGUACGAGGUUCAGAAGAAAGGCAUCAAACUUAGAGACAGCAAGGUUUUCAAUCUGAUCUUCCAUCUGUCCCUCCCCGUGGGCACAGUUAUCGUGUGGCUAGGCGUGUGGUUCCUCCAUGAAGAGCCCCCAGCCCAGUGGACUGCCAUCGUGUACAGCACGUUCGACCGCCCGCUGGUCGCUAUCUGCUUCGCUUUGUUCAUGCUUGGCUGUGUCACUAAGUGUAAAUCUGCUCUACGCACCAUGUUCGCGUGGAAAGGCUUCCAUACGCUGGGGAGACUGUCCUACUGCGUGUUCCUCACGCACUUUGUUAUCCUACGUGUCCUAGUAACCAGCAACCCGCAGCUUGGUCACCCUACCACAAUUUCUCUGAUAUCUCUGCUAAUAACGGCUUCAGUGCUAUCCCACCUGGCAGCUAUCCCUUUAUGUCUACUGGCUGAGUUGCCAGCAAUCGAACUCUUCAAAGCUUUAACAGAGAAAGAACGUAUACCAGCACCCGUGGACUUAGAUCUUGUGGUCACUAAACGGGCUGAGAACGCUUGAAAUUAGUUUGAUAAUAUAUUUUUUAAGUUUUCGAAGUCAUUUUUUUUAUAUAUCAGACAA